AUGUCGGGCGUUUGGGUGUUCAAGAAUGGGGUGGUCCGGCUGGUGGAGAAUCCGGGGGAGUAUCAAGCUGCCCGGAAAAUGCUGAUUCAUGUGCGGACCAACGAGGCCAUUACCUCGUACGCCGUCCUAGAAAGGAAGCUUAUGGCGCUGGGAUGGGAGAGGUACUAUGAUGAGCCUGAGCUUCUGCAGUACCACAAGAGAUCCACCGUUCAUCUCAUUUCUCUCCCCAGGGACUUCAACAAGUUCAGGUCCAUGCACAUGUACGACAUUGUUGUCAAGAAUCGAAACGAGUUUGAAGUUAGGGAUAUAUAA
Ipomoea triloba (trilobed morning glory) is the source of this 312-nucleotide messenger RNA. Its product is annotated as flowering-promoting factor 1-like protein 3. Bases 1 to 312 code for a protein of 103 amino acids. Lineage: Eukaryota; Viridiplantae; Streptophyta; Magnoliopsida; Solanales; Convolvulaceae. Gene Ontology annotation, biological process: regulation of flower development. The record is from RefSeq and is a predicted model, not a curated record. The transcript has a single exon.